This is a messenger RNA of Hipposideros armiger (great roundleaf bat), 4345 nucleotides long. It is a transcript of the gene TMEM213, whose product is annotated as transmembrane protein 213. NCBI's taxonomy places the organism in Eukaryota, Metazoa, Chordata, Mammalia, Chiroptera, Hipposideridae. The transcript has 4 exons. The coding region runs from base 54 to 608 and encodes 184 amino acids. The record is from RefSeq and is a predicted model, not a curated record.
CUCUGACGGUCGUGGCUUUCAAGCUCCUGCAGGACAGGACCCACACAGGACUCAUGGCCCCCAUCACUCAGCACACAUCAGACGCCUCUCUCUCCAGCAUGAGGCACCUCAUCUCUGCGGCCCGCGCCGCCCUGGUCCUCAGCCUGGUCUUCGCCUCCUUCCACUCGGCUCGCUGGGCAGAAGCAAGCAGCGACAGCAACUCAACCUUGACCACCCAUCACCCAAACCCUGAGACCCUGGAGCAGUGCCUCAGCUCGCCAUCUUUGGUCCAGGUGGUUUUAAUGACCCAGCCCCAGGACAGCAGCCAAAGAUGCAGAGUUCAAAAGCUUGUGGAAGUUGGGCAGCAGGAAGACCAUAAAAACCAGCGAGUCCCAUGUCUGCCCAAGGCAGGAGUUUCAUUUUGUACCCUUUGCAUAUUUCUGUUCAUCCUCUACUUGAAUACUUCCAGCCACAAGGAGGCAGCCCGGUGUUGCCACAUUGGAGUGGAUGAAUACGGCUGGAUCAUGGCCGCUGUUGGCUGGAGUCUUUGGUUUCUCACCCUCAUCCUGCUCUGUGUGGACAAACUGAUGAAGGUAACUCCAGACGAGCCCAAGGACUUGCAAGCAUGAGACGGACAUUCAUAGCCCCAAGCAGAUCAAUCGCCACCCAGCUAUGGAUAAUAGCAGGAGCGGAUUGGUUCCUGUUAAAGUCAUUUUCACCUUUAAACUUCAGUUACUUUUAAAAAAGAAGGAAGGAGGAUAUGGGGAUCCAAAUCAGGCAAUGCCUGAUUUCAAAAGGCACUUGGGCCUUCUGAGCCCUGAUAAUAUAAUAUCCUUUCUCCAGAGAGUCUCUAGGGGAAUUGCUUCUACUUUAACCAUCACUUUCUUCUGCACUCCAAGGGUGGUGCACGAGAAACACGAGACUAAGUCUUUUAGUCAACACAUUUGAAAUUAAACUCCGAACCUUCAUACCAAAAACAGGCCACUGUUAUCUGUCCCUCAGUUCAGUCCAGGGCAUCACUGUCAUUUCAAAAUAUCAGGAUCGCCUUUGACACGCCCAAAGCCCUCACCCCCAUGUCUAGCGCUUCUCCAGCUUUUGUUUUCUCAGCAAUACCUUCCCUGGCUAGCCUGUCCCCUUCUCCCGGCCAGCCCCCUGGUUCUUGCCUUCACUACGUCAUCUCUGCAUGAUUUCAGGAGCAUUUCCUUUCGUUCUCGCUGCCUUCCGGGUCUUCCUCCCCAGCUCGCCCCACCCCACAGGCAGCUGCUGGAGUAGUGUUGUCACUCCCCUGCUCACCACCUUCCGUGACUCCUAAUGUCAGAAACUCACAGCCUGGCAUUCAGCUCUUCUCAUGAGUCCAACCAUCUUACGCCCAGCGCAGGGGGUGAAGGGCUCUGACUGGCCCACGGGGUGGCUUCCACUUCUCUGCUGCCUCCCAACUCCGCCUCCAGAAUGAAGGCCAUUGCUCAGAAGUCCAGCUCAAAUGCUUGCUCUGUGGGGGGCCUGCCUGAUCAUCCAUCUUGGGGGACCUGAAGCUGUUGCUCUUAGCUGCAGUGCCCUGAGAUGCAGCCAUCAUGGACGGACCGCCUCAUAAUCAGUUUAUACUUCUGGGGCACAGUAAGCUCUUCAGUGUUUGUCCAAAGACAGAACGAAUGAAUAAGCCCCUGACCCAGAUGAACUUAAAACCGUCACUGAGCAUUUGGAAUCUCCAUUUUUCUAUAAAUGGUUGAAAUAACCAACUUCCAAAGAAGCCAGUUGGUUUGAUUCCUGGUCUCUCAAUGAGCCAGUUUGCAUAAGGAUGUCGCCAGUUGUUGUGAACUCUGCCAGCGGGGUCGCGAGGAGGAAGGAGGGUGGGCUCAUCAGAAGGAAUAAAGGACAAAAUUACUUUCUUUAUGAAAUAAUUUCUGCCCUUUGUUAGGAAAGACGUAUUUAGGUUGGAUAAACUCUAAAUAAUCAAACUCCAAAAAAAGGAAAGUGAAGGAAGCCUCUGAAAUAGGAAGAAAUGUUUUCUUGAGGUGGCCAAUGAUUCAAAGCUGCCCAACGCUCAGAAAAUCUAAACUUCCUGGACUAUGGGAGGAACUCAAAGGAUCGCCUCGCUCAUUUGGAAGACCCAGCGAGUUUCAGAAUGUCAGUUGUUGCAUCAGUAAAAUGGGAUGGAUUUAUUGUGCCUAUGUGUUAAGUAAUCACGUGAGCAAAAGUGUCUGCAAGAUGCCUGGUGCAUGUUGUGGAAAUAUACAUGAGUCUGUGUUCCACGGUUUUAGAGAUUCAAGGAAAGUGUUUCUACAAUAUGUGAUGGUUUAAAUCCUUAGGGAUCAAAAGUCUCAGUAAGGAGCACACUUUGAUGUCACACCUGCAAGCAUUUUGUAAUAAAACAGUGUGAUGUAGUGGGAAAAGCAUUAGCUCCAAAACGAAAAAUAAGAAGGGAAAUUAAGAUUUAUUUCUGGCCAACGUGAUCAGAAACAGGUCACUACCUUGCUGAGCAUCAACUUUCUAAGUGGGAAAUGUAAGACAUGGACCAAAUUAGUGGUUGCAAACUCCUAGAGCUAUUUGAGGUGUGGCACAGAGGGAGGAGGCUGAGACCCCUGUCUCUUUUAUAUAUCAGAUGUCCGUGGUAAGAUUUCAUUUGUUGCUUUAAAAAGCAGAGAGUCAGAGCAUCAGUCGAUAUCUGAGAUCCCCCCUCAACCUGGGGCGAUGUAUAAAUUCUCAGACAACAUCAAAGUGAAUUAUGUGUAGCUGCUGCCACUGCCACAUUAAAAUUUAGGUAUUUCGUGGGUUGCUUUUCUUUCAUCUGCCCAGGAGGAAGGUAGACCAACUCCAAACACUCUUUCUUUGAGACGGGAAAGAAAGAUGGUUACAUAAUUUGAUGAAGAUGCUUCCCAGAUGCUUUAUCUCAGUUUUGGUCUUAGCAUGGAAUCUAUUCUAGCAAAGUAAGGAUGUGUCAGUAAAGGAAAAAGGCAAACCCGAGGGGGAAAAAUCGAGUAGUAACUUCCAGGGGUCUAAGAGCUUCCUGGUACAAAGUAGUAGGAUCUGCCUAACUGUAGAUGGACUUCUCAUUUGAAAAACUUGCCUGUAGUCAUCAAUGCUGUCCUUAGCACAAUUACAGACUGUGUGACACAGAGCCCACACUCUUCUGGACGUUUCUAUAUCAAAAUGUCUUAUCCAGAAAUAGAAUAAACAUUAAGGUGUGGCACAAUUUAGUUGACUGUAAAAAAAAAUCAUUUUUAAAGCCAUCCCUUUUUAUAUGCAUGCUACCCAAAGACAAAUAAACCACAUAUAGAAUUUUCUAUUACAAAGGAAAUGCUGUGCCAUGCAUGAUUGCUCAAAAACAAGUCUUAGGCUAGCUUGGGCCUGUUUUCCACAAAAAUGUAUGUAAGCAUGUUUUUAGACUUAGAGAAAUAACCACGUAGAAAUGUGUUUGAUGAAGGCUAGCUCUUUCUGAACCCUGGCAUCUGUCUUGAAGUCACAUAUACACAUAUGCACUGUAUGUGUGAUUCCAUGGGCCUCCCUGGCAAAUAGUAGGAGUCCCACCUGAGUCUACAACCGGCCUUCUCGGGCUCCAUCCCAUCCUCCACACGUCCAGCCUGAUCGUUCUAUCACAUAAAUAAGCGAUCAAGUCAGUGUCUUGCCUUAAAUCCUCUGGUGACCCCCCCCCCCACAGCUGACAGAAUAAAACCCAUGCUCUUAGGAUGACCCAUAAGACCUUCUGUAAUUGGACUCCCAAACAUGUCUCUCGCUUUUGCAUAUUCUCCCAGCACACCCAGUGUUGAAUUAUUUCAAUUCCCUGAACAUGCCAGGCCCUCUCUGGCCACCAUGCCUCGUUCUUGCUGUUCACACACCUGGACCACACCUCCCCAUGAGGCAGCUUUGCCGUGAAGCAAGAGAAGCUUAAACGCUGGGUCUCCUUACGUGCAUGUCCUCCUACCCCACCCCAAGGUCCUCUACCUAAUUUUGUAAUUCUUUUUUUUUUUUUUUAAGAAAGGCCCUCUAAUUGUAUACAUUUUAGGCCUCUAAACCUGGACCUGUCUUGCUCUUCCCCACCCCUUUCCCUUUCCUGAUUGGACUAAUUUAGUUUAUGGGGAUUGGUUUUCCAAGUCAAGCUGUCCCCUUCUCCCUGGAUGGACACACACAAAUACACAAACACACAUGUGCACACGUGCUCCACCUCAGUGGCCUGUGCUCAUCUCCAGGACAGCACUGUGACAAAGAUUCUGCCCUGGACCAAACUCUAGCCAGGGUCCUCUGAGUCCACGUCUCUACCAGGCCUCAACCUUGGCCUAUAAAUACUUAAACACCUUCGGGAAUAUAGUCAACAAUAUUGAAAUAACUACGUACGGUGUCAAAUGGGUACUAGACUUAUUGGGGGGAUUAC